GUUGACGUCGGUGGGCGGGAUCAGAGCGGAAAAUUAUAAGGUCAUUUGAAUUACUCCUGCUGGCGAUUCUUAUCAGCCACAAUGUGGCCUGAAAUUGUAUCGAGGAUUGCUUGACAAUAGAGGGACGAUGACUGUGGGGUCAAAGUCGUCCUGACUGGCAGGAGGAUCUGAGUUCCGAGCCGCCGGAGGAGGAGGAAGGAGCGCGCUGGUAUUAACCACAGGAGGGGGAUCCCGGUGCGCCUUUAGCAACGAGGCGAGCGGCGGCGGAGGGUGGACGACGGGCUGGCCUGUAAGCCGAUCAACGAGCCGCACGUCUUCGGGUUUCUGCGCACCUUCAUGCUGUGACUGUGCGGAAAAGAGGAAGGAUGAUGCGUCUUGCGUGUUGCACGGCCCUGCUGUUUGUGCUGAGGCUGCUGGUGGGCUUGCCCUGGUACCAGGUUUUACCUGCCAUCCUGAUCUUCUACCUGGGCAGUGGAGGUUGGCACUUCCUCAAGAUUUUUGCCAAAACAAUCGGCAGAGACUUACAUGCGGCAAGUGUGCUGUUGCGUGUGAAGAUGAAUGUUAAGCGCCACCUCAGAGAGAAGAACACCAUUCCAAAGAUCUUUGCUGAAACCGUGCAACGCUUCGGGGACAAAACUGCUCUGAUCUUCGAGGGAACCGGGGAGCGCUGGACCUUCAAGCAGCUGGACGAAUACUCCAACAGAGUUGCCAACUUGUUACUGCAGCGCGGUUUCAGGGACGGUGACGUCGUGGCCCUUUUCAUGGAGAACCGCUCCCAGUAUGUGGGCCUGUGGCUGGGCAUGGCCAAGAUCGGAGUGGAGGCCGCACUGAUCAACUUCAACCUGAGAUUGGAAGCACUGGUCCACUGUGUGACCAUCUCCAAUGCCAAAGCUGUGGUGUUUGGAUCGGAGCUCACCGACGCUGUGUCUGAGAUCCACAACUCCAUGGGGAAAGCAGUGCAAAUGUUCUGCUCUGGCGAUUGGGAUCCAAAACGGGUCCCACAAGGAACCGAGUGUCUGGAGCCGCUGCUGGACGCUGCCCCGACACACCUCCCCAGUCGCCCUCAGCGCUGUUUCACAGAUCGCCUGUUCUACAUUUACACGUCAGGAACCACUGGAAUGCCGAAGGCCGCCAUUGUUGUGCACAGCAGGUUCUACCGCAUGGCAUCUUUGGUGUAUUACGGCUUCAGAAUGAGAUCCGACGACGUGCUGUAUGACUGUCUUCCGCUCUACCAUUCCGCAGGGAACAUUGUGGGAGUGGGCCAGUGUCUCAUCCACGGCAUGACUGUCGUCAUCAAACGCAAAUUUUCAGCGUCUCGGUUCUGGGACGACUGUGUCAAGUACAACUGCACUAUUGUCCAGUAUAUCGGUGAGAUCUGCCGCUACUUGCUGAACCAGCCAAUACGCGACACAGAGAAGCAGCAUCGCGUUCGCAUGGCUCUGGGAAACGGCCUGCGUCAGUCCAUCUGGGAGGAGUUCAUGAACCGCUUCAACAUCCCGCAGAUCGCAGAGUUCUACGGAGCCACAGAGUGCAACUGCAGCCUGGGCAACUUUGACAACAAGGUGGGAGCUUGUGGAUUCAACAGCCAGAUUCUGCCCUUCAUCUACCCGAUCAGACUGGUGAGAGUGGAUGAAGAAACCAUGGAGCUCAUCAGAGGAAGUGACGGGGUCUGCAUUCCCUGUAAACCAGGCGAGCCUGGUCAGCUGGUCGGCAGGAUCAUUCAGAACGACCCUCUGCGCAGGUUUGAUGGCUACGUCAACCAAUCGGCAACCAGCAAGAAGAUCGCUCACAGUGUCUUUAAGAAAGGAGACAGUGCUUACCUCUCAGGCGAUGUGUUGAUCAUGGACGAGUGUGGGCACAUGUACUUCAAGGACAGGACGGGAGACACCUUCCGCUGGAAAGGCGAGAACGUCUCCACUACUGAGGUGGAGGGGACACUUAGCCGACUGCUGGAAAUGAAGGAUGUUGUCGUCUACGGCGUAGAAGUGCCAGGUGCUGAAGGAAAAGCUGGGAUGGCGGCCAUCGCUGAUCCGUCUCACUCCUCUGAUCUGGAGAAGCUGGUGAAGGACAUGGACAAGGCUCUUCCCCCCUAUGCCCGGCCAGUCUUUCUCCGCUUCCUUCCAGAAGUCAACAAGACAGGAACGUUUAAGUUUCAGAAGACGGACUUGCGCCGAGAGGGUUUUGACCCCAGUGCAGUCAGUGACAGACUCUGCUUCCUGGACUCCAGCAGAGGGCGCUAUGUGCCGCUGGAUGACGAGAUUUAUCGCUCUAUUGUAUCAGGGAAACAAAAAUUGUGAUGAGCAGACUGACACAGACAAACACAGGAAGGUACAGAGGUGUGAGUCAGAUUCCUGGAUGGAACGCCUCUUCCCGGCAACCCUCACUUUUUAAUUUCCAAAUCCACAGAGCUUUUCUUGAUCCCUACGAGCAGACACGAGCGUAUCCGUCCCACUCUGCUGCCUCAGCGAACGCCUCUUGACGUUCUGGCAGAUUUCAACCGGCCUGCAGUUCUGCUGCGGGUGGACACGCGAGGAUCUGGCAUCCAGAGGCUCAAGCUUAAAUCUGGAGACUCCUAAUGUGAUGACAAUAGACAAACAAGAAGGACACGACGAGGACCUAGUCUUUCCCUGAUUUUGUUAUUUAAGUUGUACCAUGACGUCUCCUGCACAAUAACACAGGUUCCUUCAUUUGUUUUUAAGGGAAUGAUUUAAGGAUGUGAAGCCGUUUGGAAAUGGCAACUAACUUGAGUGCAGUAGUUCUCGCACCCACACCAAAUACGUUUUGUUUACAUAUUUAAAGAAGUGAAUGUUUUCCUUAUUUAUGGAAUUUUAAAGUUUUUGUGAGAUAUUGCAUUUCAUCAUCUGCUGGAGAAUCUUCAAGCUCCUCCUCUUCUGUGUUGUUGUGCAGGUUUGGUCCUUAAAUGUACUUUUCAUGUGUCAUGUGGAAGUGAAGGAAAAAAUGACACCAGCUGAGCCCCGACAAAGAUGGCGGUGUCGGAUCCAAAGAUUCAGUAGCGGGAAGACAAAAAACUACCAACAGAUAAAGAAGUCAUUGUCCUUGUGUGUGUUUGUCUACUGUCCAGGUUGAGCAGCUCAAACGUUCGCCACCAUGCAGAGCACUGUGCCUUAGUUCAUCUUUACGGUUUUCACUUCAGGAACACCUCAGUCAAUUCAGUGUCUCUGCCUCUUCUGUAGAUCCAUCCUUCUCGCCUGCUGGGGACACAAAUGUGAACAUGUUUUUAUGUGUUUAAAGCAAUGAAAACUGACCAAUGCUCAAAUACAUUGUGCUGCUUGAAUUCAAUGACAUAAAUGUGCUGCCACUCUUCCGUCCUUCAUCGGAUAAUUGGAGUGAGAUGACCUUGAAAGUACUGGAUCGUAUGUAAAACUCAGAAUACCAUUGAUCAACUCCUGCUUUCAAAAUGUUCUGCCUCUUUUUGAAUUCUUCUCCUAGUUUGUCAUGAACCAGUUAUUUAAGAAUUGGUGAGCAGCCAUAUUUAUCUUCACUAUUCAGCAUUUAUGUUUUUCACUGGAGCGGUUGUUAAGUGGCCGGGAUGAGGAUCAGCUCCUCUGAGCUUGCACUGGUGGAGGAGAUCACUUAUCUUGGGGUCUUGUUCUCGAGUGAUGGAGGGAUGGGGACAGGCUUAGAAUAGAACCGAUGCUUCCUGGGCACCUUGCUUGUGAGGUGUGUCCUGCUGGGCACAGGCCUAAGUCACACUGACGCGGUCAUAUCUGUCAGUUGUCCCCAACACGCCUCAGUAAAGGAGAAUCUGAGCCUCUUAACUUUGGCUCCUGACCAGGCACCAGGUGUGGAAGACAGUGGAUGUCGGUUAUAGAUUUGAAAGCUGUAAAACAGUUUGGUUCACACUGAGUCAUAAUCCCUACUAAGUUCCUACCGUCUCAUGAAGACACCUUUAGCUGUGAGCAAGGUUCUCCAGUGCUGUAGAGACUUUGAAUUCAGCCGUGAGAGAAGAGGUGAAGACCGAAGUGAUGUCCUAGGAUUCUUAUUUCUUAGUCAAAGUCAACGUCCAUCCCAUAAAUGCAAAAAUUUAAUUCUUAAUCCUCUAUGACUCCUAAUAAUGCCCCAACAUUUGGUGUUCACCGUCCUCCUUGAUCCCACUUAGAACUUGACGUACUUCAUUUUUGACUGCUGCAGUUGGUUGACAUAGUCUGUGUGUGCAUGUGUGGGGGGGGUCGCGCGUCUGCCUCCACCUUCACCCCUCCUAACUGUACUGAUUCUGUAAUGAUGAGUGUUUGAUGUUUGAUGUCCACGUGUGAAUCGGAUGUUUGACCAAUUGACGCACACAAAUGACUUGUGUGAACCCAAGGGAACAAAUGGGCUGUAAUGAUGCUUCUGAAUGGUGGUGGAACUCUCAACACCAGGGGGCGCAUGACUAAACAGCUUCAUAUAAAAUGCACUCAGAAUAAGACGUCUUGCAGUUUUGUUUUGUAAUGAUCAUUGUUAUUUUGAGGGACUGUUAAUUGUGUGUCGAUUGUUCGUCAUUUAUUUGUUUGUGUGAGAUGUUUGUGGGUACAAACUUUGGAAGACAAUCUAACAAAGCCAUCGGGGACAAAUUUGAAAUUGCUCUCUCUGUUUCAAAAUCUGUGUUAACUGCUGAAGGUGAGACCCAAUUUAACGUUGGUACUUUGCUUCUAUUAUAAAUUGACACAUGCGGUAAAGUGAUGUCACAACAUGACUAUUCUUAUAUAGACACGCAGUGAGCAGUGAUUGAGUGAGGAAGCGGUGUGUUUGUGUCACCUGUGCGUGUCUGUGUUCUCUUGCUGGCCCCAGGCAGUUAUCAGAAAUGUCUCUCCCUGCAUUUUUGCACUUUUUUUUUUUCCUGUCUUGGUCCUCAGGAAACAUCCAGUAACGCUCUGAAAAAAAAGGAACAAGUUUGUACAACUAGUGUGAAGGUUGUUUUCCCCCCCUCCCUCUUCCUUCUCUUAGUGCACAUGAUGUAGAGGGGGUGUGUGAGGUGUGCUGAGAACACACACUGAUGUCCUCGGAAAAGCUUGAUACGUUUGAAGAAAACGACACAAAAUCUUAUUAUUAAUAAAACUAUUUAAAUUGUGACUCAUGCUCCGAGAAGUUUGUCGACUUCAGUUUGAUCAAAGUCAUGGCUCGAGGGCUUGAUCUGGCCUGGUGCCUCGCAUCAGGCGGCCUGUGGAAGAUGGAAGUUUGCAGAGCUACCUCAAAAUUGUGCUACAUCUGUAUGAAUGUGAGGCGCACACUGAAAGUGUCUAUGCUGGCUUUAGUUUCAAGAAUUCUCGGAGAGACAUGUGGUUCACCCUCUUUCAUUUCCCAUUUCUUGUUAAAACGAUUA
Synchiropus splendidus (mandarinfish) is the source of this 5320-nucleotide messenger RNA. It is a transcript of the gene slc27a4, whose product is annotated as solute carrier family 27 member 4. Gene Ontology annotation, cellular component: endoplasmic reticulum membrane; plasma membrane; microvillus. The record is from RefSeq and is a predicted model, not a curated record. NCBI's taxonomy places the organism in Eukaryota, Metazoa, Chordata, Actinopteri, Syngnathiformes, Callionymidae. Gene Ontology annotation, biological process: response to nutrient; medium-chain fatty acid transport; very long-chain fatty acid catabolic process. The coding region runs from base 366 to 2297 and encodes 643 amino acids. Gene Ontology annotation, molecular function: long-chain fatty acid transmembrane transporter activity; long-chain fatty acid-CoA ligase activity. The transcript has 14 exons.